CUCUCUUUCCUUAAACUUCCAUUUUCUCUCUCUAAACCCUCUAGAAAGAGAGAGAGAGUGAUCGGAGAAUAGCUUCCCUUCAGAUUUUGCUUUGAUUUUGUUCCUUUUCUGUGUGAGGAAUCUAAUAAUGUCUUCACAGGCGCCCGGAGCAGCGCCGGCUCCGACCUCGCCCCCUGCUCCGCCCGCCAACGCCACUUCUCCGCCCCCUGCACCAACUGCUCCGCCGCCUUCUCCGCCGGCGCAGCCUCCUCCGCCGAGUUCUUCUCCGCCACCGCCCUCGACUCCCGCUCCUUCAACUUCUCCUCCUGCGCCAUUGACGCCUUCCGCCCCCGCCCCUUCCGGUUCUUCUCCCCCGUCGAUUCCCUCUGCACCUCCCAGCAGAACCCCAUCUCCUCCAUCGCGCACGCCUCCUUCUCCACCUCGUCCUCCGCCCCGGUCCACUCCCUCUCCACCUCCUCCUAGAAGAGGAGGAGCAGGAGGUAGUCCGGCGACCCCAUCGCCGCCUCCUGAUGGCGGAUCGUCGGGGCUAUCAACGGGUUUGGUGGCCGGAAUCGCAAUUGGGGGAGUUUUGAUACUGGCAGCUUUGUGCUUGAUAUUCAUAUGUUGCAGAAAGAAGAGGAGAAGAGAUAACGUGCCCGUAGAUUACUAUGCACAACAACCUCCUCCUCCUCCUCCCGGGCCUAAAGCUGAUUCUUAUGGUGGCCCAGCAAACCAUUGGCAACAUUAUGCCCCACCACCUUUGGAUCAUGUUGUUACAAUCCCUCCAAAGCCAUUUCACCCUCCUCCCGGGGCGUCUAGACCACCGUUUUCUCCUCCUCCCCCGGCUCCACCUCACAUAAGCAGCAGUGGAGCUUCGUCCAAUUAUUCGGGAUCUUCAAAUCCACUCCCACCACCUUCACCUGGAAUGGCUUUGGGGUUCUCAAAGAGCACAUUCACUUAUGAAGAACUGGAAAGGGCAACUGAUGGCUUCUCGGAUGCCAACCUUAUCGGACAAGGAGGUUUUGGCUACGUGCAUAGAGGGAUCCUUCCUAAUGGGAAAGAGGUCGCUGUUAAGAGGCUAAAAUCUGGCAGUGGGCAGGGUGAGAGGGAAUUUCAAGCUGAGGUGGAGAUUAUUAGCAGAGUGCACCACAAACACCUUGUUUCUUUAGUUGGAUACUGCAUCGCUGGCUCUCAGCGAGUGCUUGUCUAUGAGUUUGUGCCAAACAACACCCUUGAAUAUCACUUGCAUGGGAAGGGAAGGCCUCCAUUGGAUUGGCCCACACGACUUAAGAUUGCUUUAGGGUCUGCAAAAGGACUGGCUUAUCUACAUGAGGACUGCAAUCCAAAAAUCAUUCACCGUGAUAUCAAGGCUGCCAAUAUACUUCUGGACUUCAAGUUUGAGCCUAAGGUGGCUGAUUUUGGACUUGCAAAACUCACUUCUGAUGUUAACACUCACGUUUCAACACGGGUUAUGGGCACGUUUGGGUACUUGGCUCCUGAAUAUGCUUCAUCUGGGAAACUUAGUGAAAAAUCUGAUGUGUUCUCAUUUGGAGUAAUGCUUCUAGAGUUAAUUACUGGGCGUCGACCCGUUGACUCUAAUCAAGCCUUCAUGGAUGAUAGCUUGGUGGACUGGGCAAGGCCUUUACUAACUCGUGCUCUGGAAGAAGGAAACUUUAAUACUCUUGUAGAUCCACGACUAGAGAAUGAUUACAACCACAACGAAAUAUCGCGUAUGAUUGCUUGUGCUGCUGCUUGUGUCCGUCAUUCUGCUAGACGUCGACCUAGAAUGAGCCAGGUUGUGAGGGCCUUAGAAGGGCAAAUGUCAUUAUCUGAUCUCAACGAGGGAAUCAGGCCAGGGCAGAGCACGGGGUACAGUUCGUACGGAGGAAGUUCAGAUUAUGAUACAAUGCAAUACAAUGAAGACAUGAAGAAGAUGAGGAAGAUGGCACUGGGAAGCCAAGAAUACAGCACUGGCCAGUACAGUAACCCUACCAGUGAAUAUGGAUUGAAUCCAUCCGGUUCCAGCAGCGAAGGCCAAGAAAUGACGAUGAAGAAAGAAAGCAGUGGGUACAACGGAAGGUAGCGGCUUCUCAGCUCAUUCAUUCAUUCAAUGAAAUGUGUAUUAUAAAUAUAUAUAAAUAAAUUCUACUGCAGGCUAACUCUUCAAUCUCUUGGUCGUUAGUUAACACAUCAAUUCUUUCUUCCUCCUGAAUUUUGUGUGAUUUUUUUUUUUGUAAAUUUUUUCUCUCUCUAAAUUGUUGUAUUUACUGUCAAUUCAUGCAAAGGAGAUGAGGUGUUGCUUUAAUUCUUUGCUGUUCAUAAAAUAUUUAAUUGGUU
Messenger RNA from Cuscuta campestris, 2316 nucleotides. NCBI's taxonomy places the organism in Eukaryota, Viridiplantae, Streptophyta, Magnoliopsida, Solanales, Convolvulaceae. The record is from the annotation of a GenBank genome assembly.